Molecule: messenger RNA, 1054 nt
Organism: Sciurus carolinensis (gray squirrel)
Lineage: Eukaryota; Metazoa; Chordata; Mammalia; Rodentia; Sciuridae
Exons: 6
Coding region: 1-738 (245 amino acids)
Source: RefSeq, a predicted model, not a curated record
AUGGCCGACAGGUGUUCGCUGAACCGGUGCCGCACGUUCUCCAAUCUCGGGACAAACUUUCUUCCCUGCCCUGGACUCACCCAAGCCAGGCCCAGGAACGUGUGGAAUACAGGCCAACGUAAGACAAACUCAGAGAGCCAGCAGCCUCCCGCGGGGGAAGGCCCGCCAAGGUUUCAACCGCACCGGACAACAACAGUGAAGAAGCCGUGCCGGGCGGGUCAGGAUCCCGCUGCCAGGGCGGGAAACGAACACCGAGACCCUUCGCCGCAGCCGCCAUGUGCCGCCGCCACUCCAUCUCGAAGGUCUCUCCGCCUCGGUGAGCUAAGGAGGAGAAAGACUACGAACCCCAUAGUGCCCUGCGCGUCGACCGGCUCCAGCGGCCCGUCCUGCGCGCCGGAUGUGGAGUCGGGAGUGGUAGUCUUCGCCCGAAGUAGCGCCGCUACUCCUGUUAGGCAGGGUGUCUCGCCCGGGAGAUUCCCCCAUUGGCAGAUACUUUUGCCCUGUUUUUCGUCCUGUGCUCUGACUUCAUGCCAAAAGCAGGCCUUCAGACCCCUAGGGUGCUUGCCGUUAGAACUUAAUCAUCAUGUUGUGAAGAAACCCAAACCACAUGGAAAGUCUGCUAACCAGAAGCAAUCAUCAACUGCUUUCAUAUCAAAAAAGGACUCUGCAGAUGGGAUUACAUUGUGGCUCCAGAGAUGGGAGAUUAUCUGCAUCAUUCAGGUCACUCUCCCGUCAUAGCUUCCAGACCAAGCUAGAGGGGAAAUCACCUGACUGAUGAAGAAAUGGAAGGAGAGCUUUGUGAACCUUGGAGGUGGUCCUAAUUGCAAGACCAGCUGGAAAAGAUAGCCCAAAAUAAAUUUCAGUCGUACAGGAAUUGAAAAGAAAAGGAUACCUUCCUUCCCCAAUGUGGAAUUUUCUGCUAAUUUAUUGUAACAUCAUCAUGUCCUUAAAGCAUCAAAUAUGAUGGCCAAAUUAUAUUCAGCAGUGUCUUAGGCAACAACCACAUAUGUAAACUAUAGACGAUGAUAUCAUUGGUGACUCAAUAUAAUUAUAC